AUGAGCAAGCCAUCCAUGAGCGAGCACCUGCUGGAAAGCACCCGCGAGCUCUACCAGCGCGCUACAGAAUGCCAGUUCCUCGAGCUCGCGGGCAAGGGCCGUCUACCCCGUGACCAGCUCUGCCAGUGGCUGUCGCAGGACCGGCUCUACGCCCAGGCCUACGUCCGGUUCAUCGGCGGGCUGAUAUCGCGGCUGCGGCUGCCCAUCGGCGUGGAGCCCAAGGGCACGAACGCGACCCUGCAGUGGCGGAUCCUCGCCCUGCUGCAAGGGUGUCUCGCGGGCAUAAUGAAGGAGCUGCAGUUCUUCGAGACGACGGCCAAGAACUACGACCUGGACCUCGAGGCCGUGCAUGACGACGUGGGCGACCCUGAGGCCAAGAAAUUCGGCCCUUGCAAGGCCACGCAGGAGUACAUCGACCUCUUCGACUCGUUCACCGCCCGGUCGCCGGACAGUCAUCGCAAGUCGCUGCUGGAUGGCCUGGUGGUACUGUGGGCGACCGAGAAGGUCUACCUGGACGCGUGGACCAACGCCAAGAAGCAUAGCCACGAGCAGCCGGAUCUGGAGAAGGACCUCGACGGAGGGGCGCUGCGGAAGGCGCUGAUUCCCAACUGGACGUCGGACAUGUUCCGCGUCUUUGUCAGCGAGAUCCAGAUCUGCUUGGAUCGGUACGCGGCGAGCCUGAGCGAGGACACGGAGGAGGUUGGCGCGGCCACGUCGAUGACUAUGUUCAAAAAGGUGCUCGUGCUGGAGGAGGGCUUCUGGCCGGUGGUUGCGAUGGACUGA
Anthostomella pinea is the source of this 783-nucleotide messenger RNA. The record is from the annotation of a GenBank genome assembly. NCBI's taxonomy places the organism in Eukaryota, Fungi, Ascomycota, Sordariomycetes, Xylariales, Xylariaceae.